Loxodonta africana (African savanna elephant) is the source of this 2104-nucleotide messenger RNA. RefSeq names its product Yip1 domain family member 7 (gene YIPF7). Gene Ontology annotation, biological process: endoplasmic reticulum to Golgi vesicle-mediated transport; vesicle fusion with Golgi apparatus. Lineage: Eukaryota; Metazoa; Chordata; Mammalia; Proboscidea; Elephantidae. Gene Ontology annotation, cellular component: trans-Golgi network; membrane. The coding region runs from base 753 to 1523 and encodes 256 amino acids. The transcript has 5 exons. The record is from RefSeq and is a predicted model, not a curated record.
GAAAAAGGUAAAUGUCCCAAAACUUUUUUAGGAAUUGUAAAAUAUAACUGGGAAAUUGGUUUGUAGGGUUUUAUUUUUAUUUUAAGGAGCUUUGGUGGCAUGUGGGUUAAGUGCUUGUCAGCUAACCCACUCAGUGGCUCUUCAAGAAAAAGGCCAUCUGCUCCCAUAAAUAUUACAGCCUAGAAUAUACUAUGGAGCAGUUCUACUCUGUGACAUGGGAUUGCUAUGAGUUGAAAAUCAACUGGAUGGCAUCUAACUACAACAUUUUUUUUUUUGUUGUUGUUGAGUAGAGAGGCUGUUAGCAAAUUUUAAAGCUAUAGGAAAAUCAAACUCAACUAGGAUUUUUAUCAGUCAUUUACUUUUUGCUUUUGCUGAUAGGAUAUAUGAAAGUGCUUAAAGUGAAGAACUGAACUUGUUUAAGGGAAACUCUUAAACCUUAAACUCCUAAGAAUAACAUAUUUUGAGAAGACUAUUAGUUCUUUCAAACCAAUUAAAAUCAGUUUGGUCAAAGUCACAGUUCUAGUGUGUGAAAAUGUCAGAAAAGGUAGUUGAAGAUGCAAGUUUUGUAAGUGACUUUCUGCCAUACAUUUCAUACCCUUCCCCCAAUACUAAAUUUGUCCAUCCAAAGAAUACCUUGUGCCCUGAGAGAAAUCAGCCAAAACCACAUCACCAAUUAAUCUUCGUAAAUAUCUCAAAAGAAAUUUUCUUGACUUGUAAUUUUGUAAGUACAAAUUACUGUUCUUAUUUUUCAGAUGCCAACCUUGGGACAAUAUGACUCUGACUUUUAUCAAUCUCAUUAUACCAUUGAUAAUCAGGAGCAGAGUUGCAAUGAUUCUAAUGCCUAUGAUUAUCUUUAUGCAUCUAGAAAACAACAAGGAAGUGAGCAGCCUCCGCCUGCCUCUUUUUUUCCACCAGAGAUGCUGACACCAUCAGGUUACACAGGACAAUUUUUUCAACCAAUAUCCACCCCAGAUUAUUAUUCACAAUCUCCUUACAUUGACAGUUUUGAUGAAGAGCCUCCUUUGCUAGAAGAACUUGGAAUCAAUUUUGAUCACAUUUGGCAAAAAACCUUGACAGUGUUAAACCCACUGAAAUCAGCAGAUGGCAGCAUUAUGAAUGAAACAGAUCUUGCUGGUCCCAUUCUUUUUUGCCUCGCCCUGGGAGCCACCCUGCUUAUGGCAGGGAAAGUUCACUUUGGCUAUGUGUACGGCAUGAGUGCCAUUGGCUGCAUUGGGAUCCAUGCCUUACUGAACCUGAUGAGCUCUUCAGAGGUGUCCUAUGGCUGUGUGGCAAGUGUGCUUGGUUACUGCUUGCUCCCCAUGGUCAUCCUGUCCAGCUGUGCCAUCUUCUUUUCACUGCAGGGAGCCAUUGGAACCGUGUUGGCACUGGUCAUCAUUGGCUGGUGUAGCCUCUCAGCUUCUAAAAUCUUCAUUUCGUCCUUGGCCAUGGAAGGACAACAGCUUCUCAUUGCCUACCCUUGUGCCUUACUUUAUGGACUUUUUGCCCUCUUAACUAUUUUCUGAAAGUGCUGUAAGUGUCCUUACAAGAUUAUUCUGGAAAUGCUCUCUAAUUCAAAUUUUGUCAUAUGAUUUCUGUUAUAUUGCUGUUAAGAAAACAAUAAGCAGAGAGACAAAAAAGCACUUAAGGAUGGUGCUCUAACAGCGUAUUAGGUUUGAAAGAUGGUUUGCUUUUUGGUGUGGUGCAUUGAAACAUUGUAAACAUUUUACUUUAAAAUAAAAUUUAAUUAAAAUGUUCAUUUUUUCCCAUAACUCUUAAUGUAGGGAUAUAGUUGUGCUGAUGAACCUUGUUUUGCUCAAUGUAUUUCUGAGAAAUUGUAAGUAAAUAAAAUCAUAUGCUAUUUAAAAGAAAUCUACAGUAAGCCUCUGAGAAACCAUCAGGCAGCUCAGAUAUAUGCACGUUGUUAAAAUCUCAUUGCCUAGAAGCUUUGGAGACUAGCGGGGGUGGAUUAUGUAGGGUUGUUUUUGUUUUUAUUCUUUUUUUUUAACUCAAGGAUUCAAAGAACCUCUGAUCUUUCAAUUCACUUACUUUAAGAACUGCCUCUUUGGAUGCAUUCAGACAAUUCAUUGAAUCUGCACUUUUUCAA